AAUAUUUACAUAAUAUUUACAUUAAUUUUAAAAAUUAAAAAUAAACUUAUAUAUACAACUUAAAACUAAUACAUAGCAUCAAAAAAUUGCUCCUCAUCGCUGUCACCGGGUAAUGUACCCAGAAGGCUGGCAGCAUUGCCACGUUGGAUGGCAAUGCUCAACCUCUGUGCGAAAUAAAAGCCAGCCCUUGGGUCACGAGAAGUGUCAACAAGGCGCUUAGAAAUUUCCUUCGCAAGCGCGUGAGCACUCGGACCCCACGGCCCGAGAGUUUCAACCCCAAACGGCUCAAACAUGUAAUUCCCGAUAAGGCUACUAUAUUUGCGCCGUUUGAGGUCCUCUGCUUGUGAAGCGGCGGAGCCGACACAACACGCAGUUCUAGGAAGAUGGGAUGGCGCAAGAGUGUCGACGCAGGUCGCGUCCCACACUAAAGUCCUACCCAUCUUCCACGGAAAUAGCGACAUGCCGUCUGGUCUCUUGCCAUCGUCGCGUGCCAAACCAUUUGGUUCAAGUACGGCUGGCACGCCGACGGCAACAAGAGCCCGACGGAUCACGUCGUUGAUAUUCGCAUGUCGUGGUAUGCGGCCCGCACUCCGACUGCACGACAGGCCGUGGUGACCGAGGCUGUUGACAGCUUCCCCGCAGUGGCAGCGGUGAGGAGUGCAGCACGAAGCACCCAGACGCAGGCAGACAGCGAGUCUGAAAGUGGUGUCGUCAAACAUGGUGCCUAUGUUUGCCGACGGAAAUGCGUGAAGCCAAAGACCUGACUCCCAUUCACCCACAGCCAGUAGGCGUGCUCGCUCCGCAGAAGUAAUUGACGUAUCAAUGAGAUUUUUCCGUAUUACUCUGCAGAGCGGCUCAUCCCACUGUCUCUGGGAGGAUGGGUUGGCGGGUAGAUCGGUAUUCGGGCAUGUGACUUUCCAGGCAUUAAUAGCCUCCGCCAGGCAUGGCACCUCAAAAUUGAUCAGUGUAAUAGGUAGGAUUUUCCUGAUCAAUUUGUCAGUGCCAUGGACGGAGGAUAUAAAUGCCGGUAAACUAAUACUGGAAAUUUUGCGGACGCCAAGCCCUCCCAUACGGAUGGGAAGUGUAGCUUGAGACCAAGCUUUGUCAUCCAAGGCCACAUUUAAAAUUGAUGAAAGUGUGUGUCGAAUUAUUUUAUCAAUUUGAUCCAAAAGGUUGAUGUGCUUCCAUAAAUGAGAAGCACGCAAGAUGUAGGUUAAUUUGGGGCCAAAGCAGCAGUAUCGUAGGAUGGUGAUGGCUGAAUGUAUAUUAAUUUUGAAUAACCUUUCCGAAAUAUCAUUGAAAUUUUGAAUUUUGUUCUCAAUAAAAUCCGAAAAUGACUCUUCUAGUACUGGUGACCCCAGGAGGCAAAGAGAACUUUUGUCUAUUAUUUUUAUGCCAUCGGCUACUGCGUUAAAAUUUUGGAGUGUCGUCUGUCUGUCGGUUGUGUCAGAUAUAAAUAGUUCGCAUUUGGAAAUGUUUAGGUCAAGGCCAAUGUUAUGGAGUUUGUCUCUUAGAAAAAUGAAAUCAUUAAGUACGGUAUCUCUGUUGCCUCCCAGGGUCCCAUCGUCGAGAUACCAGACGUUAAAUUCAGAAUUUAGUUGCCGAAUUAUUGGGUUAAUUGCCAAACUAAAGAUCACAGGCCCGAGGGGAUCACCUUGUUGACAGCCAACAGCGGAUUCUAAUAGGUUGUCCCGAUAAAGUAAUUUGGUUGGAUGUCUAUAGCACUGCCACUAACUGUUAUAUAUUAUAAGAACAUUUGUGAUAAUUUUGUAGCUCAUUAGCUCAACAAUUUUACAUGCUGUUUGCUUUCUUUCACCUUUGCCUGUAACCCAUUUCCAAACGAAAUCGGAUUGACAAAAAAACUUUAGAAAAUGGCGGAUCUUCGAAGUCGUAGCGUCCUAUAGCUUUUUUCCAAAUAAAUGUAAGAUUUUUAUGUGUAAAUGAUAGAAAAGUGACGAUAAACAAUAUGGAGACUUCAGUGAAUAAUGGCAUGUGUCGGUGUUGUGCGUCGGAGGGUGCGUUCAAAGACGUUAAAACCACAUAUCAUUGGAUGGGCGAAGAAGAGAUAUAUUCCGACAUGUUGAGAGAUUGUUUCGACAUAAACUUAGAAGUAUCCGAACAAGGCCAAGAUGGAGGCAUAUGCGAGGUCUGCAUCACGCAGCUACGGAACGCCAUCAACUUCAAGAAGCAGGUGCUGCACACUGAAGAGCAGUUCAAGAUACAUCUGCAGAACAAGACUAUGUUUAGACCUAAUAUAGUGAAAGUUGAACUGCAAGCCGGGGAAGAAUCCGAUGACCUGGGUUCAGGGGACGACGCAUUCUCAGGCCCUGAAUUCGAAGUGCCAAUAAAAAUGGAGACUGAAGAGACGAAGCCCAAGAAACGAGGAGCCAAAGCCUCGGCCACUACCACCCGUGCCAAGAAGGCCAAAACCGACAACGGCGAGACCUCUAACAAACGUGGCAACACUGAAGUGUCCAAGGAAAGUAUUAAAAUUGUAUGGUCUAAAGCCCAGAGGGAAGUAAAUACAGAACUAUCGAAGAGGUACAGUAAUAUAGAGAAUGUGUUGAAGUUCUCCAACGCUACUCCUAUCCUUAGAUGGUCAGACUUGGGAUAUGUCUGCUGUUACUGCAGAGACGGCUUUCACAACCCUGCUGAUCUAAAAAAACAUACGAUAGAAACUCAUAGCGAUAAACAUAAUCCGGUUACUCAGCAGGCAAGCAACACUCGGAGAAGUAGGAAACACCUACCCUCAGUCACCGUCAAGUUAGACAUAACUGGGUUACAAUGUAACCUUUGCAAAAAAGACAUUAAUACACUUGAGGAGUUGCUUGGUCAUCUCCAAGAAGAACAUAAAAAGCUUAUUCACAAAAAUGUCAAAGAUCAAAUGGUGCCUUUCAAGUUUGAUACUGAUAGCAUCAGAUGCUGCAUUUGCUCGACCGUGUUCGGCAAAUUUCGAAGACUACAGGAGCAUAUGAACACACAUUACAGGAAUUUCGUUUGUGACGUAUGCGAUGUAGGGUAUGUCACCCAAAUAGGGUUAGUGCGCCACUCAGCGAAACAUAAGGGGGAGACAUUCAAAUGUAGCUUCUGCCCCAAAGUAUAUGAUACUGCACGAAAUAAAAAGGCACACGAAAACUAUGCGCACAAUAAACAUUAUUCAUCUCACACAUGUGGUUACUGCAACGAAAGAUUUACAACGAAUAUAAAAAAGAACCAGCAUCUAGCAAAAGUGCAUAAAGUUAAAUUUCAUACCAUCAGAUGUACGGCGUGCGACAAAACUUUUUCUAGUAAACCUGCUUUGACGAUACAUACUAGGAGAGAUCACCUGAUGGAGCGUAAAAAUAAAUGUGACGAAUGUGAGAUGGCCUUCUUCAGUCUUCACCAACUAAGGAAACAUAAGACCAAGCAUACGGGCGAAAAGAAUUUCCAAUGUGACAUUUGCUUGAAGACGUACGGAAGGAAAAAUACUUUGACUGAACAUAUGAGGAUACACCUAAAUGAUAGGAGGUUUAAAUGUGAAUUAUGUGGCCAGGCAUUUGUGCAGAAAUGUAGCUGGAAAGGUCAUAUGAAGAAUAGACAUGGGCUGAAUGUGACCUAAGAAUAGAAAGGACAAGAUGUGCGAGUUUGAGAGCCGGCGGAGAGAACAGCUCGACGCUAGGCGAGAUGAGCUGAAGGCCCGACCACCCGCGGCCAUCCAAUACACCUAUAUCGGAGGAGUGCUGACUUGCAGUGAAUGUGGACGGACAUUCACUGCAAAAAUUGGCUUUGUCAGUCACUGGAGAGCACACCACCGAAGCUCUCAAAAUUAAGCGCAGAUCCAAGUCGCUGUCGCUGUGGAAAUCGGCCAGGAUCAAUAUAUAUAUAUAUAAGAAUAGACAACUUCUACUAGACUAUUUAUACAAAUAAGAUGAUUUUUUAAUGAAACCCUAAGCCCAAGUUUCCUAAAUUAAAGAUGUUAAACAAGGCGAUCCAUUGUUAACUAAACCAGGAUCGAAUCGGACUUUUUGCUCCCAGUUUUAAACACCUAAGAUCAUUUUUAAAAAGUACAUGACAACAGCUCUUAGAUAAAAGUUAUGAAUUUGAGCCAUAUGGAUACCAAACAAAGGAACUAGUUAGCGUAAAUAGAUUAGCAGAAAGAUGUGUGCCAGGAAGGACAAUAGCGCUAUGUUACAUAUAAAAAGGAAUUAAUAACAUGCAAAAAAGCAAAAGCCAUUGGUUCCGGAGUUUUGCAAAUCACAGCAGGUCGAAUCGGAGAGAACUGGUUCUGAUGUAGCCUUAUAUCGUUCUUCUUCUUUCGUGUCGAUGACAUGUCAUAUAUUGAGACUACACUAUGUCAGCCCAAUAUGCCGCCACAGCCAGUGCACGUCAUAUAUCAUUCUGAAGGUCUUAGAUAUUCAACUGUUAACUUACUUAAUCCUAUUUAAUAACUUUAUGUAUUAUAUUAAGAUAAAUAUAACCGCCAAUAGCGUUUCGUGUAGGUAUGGCUGACGCCCGGCACACGGUUACCGCAUCGAAACGUCUCAUUUUGAAAGAACCCUAAUGUCUAAAGAUCGUCGUCGUGAGUUCAAUCCCCAUCCACUACAUUUUCGACAUGAACUCCAAGCAUUUAGAUAUCAAGUCUACUAGUAAGAAAACAUGUUUGUUUGUUAAUUUAUAUUAUAAGAACUACGUACUGGCUUUUACUUAAAAUGUACAUGUAAUUUUAACUCGGCAAUAGUUUGUAUUAUUAAAUUUUUAAAAUAUUAAAACUUCUUUUUUGGUGAUACCCAUCCCAAAAGCCGGAUUUGUCGAAAUAUUUUUAUAUACGUUACAAAUUAAACUACUGAAAACCUACCUGAAAAAUACAUAUCGUAUAACCAAAUUAUACAUGUGAGAUUCGAGUACACAAUUUUAACCACUUCACUGUCCACGAUGCAGACACAAUCGGUAUGUAUUACAUACGACUCAUAGGACGGGGAAGUUAUUAAAAAUUCCAUUACCAUACUGCAGAAAUACAGAUACCUUAGCUGGUACAAAAUCAAUAUUUGACACGACCUAUUAUACCUAUGACUUUAAACGCCUGACCCUCACUUGUUUUAUAAUAUCAUCCGGUCAAGCAGUCCCUUGAACACUGCAACGAAAUAAAAAAAAUUUGGUUAUUAAACAACUCAUUGCCCGGUUAACUGAGUUGAUGAGGUCAGAAAGGCAGUCGCUCCUAGUAAAACACUGGUACUCAGCUGCAUCCGGUUAGACUGGAAGCCGACCCCAACAUAAUUGCGAAAAGGCUCUGCAGAUGCGAUGAUGAAAUUACCUAAUCGAAUAUAUCAGCAGUUUGUACAACUGCCAUC
Messenger RNA from Helicoverpa armigera (cotton bollworm), 5327 nucleotides. Its product is annotated as zinc finger protein 260. Lineage: Eukaryota; Metazoa; Arthropoda; Insecta; Lepidoptera; Noctuidae. Gene Ontology annotation, biological process: regulation of transcription by RNA polymerase II. The record is from RefSeq and is a predicted model, not a curated record. Gene Ontology annotation, cellular component: chromosome; nucleus. Gene Ontology annotation, molecular function: RNA polymerase II cis-regulatory region sequence-specific DNA binding; chromatin insulator sequence binding; DNA-binding transcription activator activity, RNA polymerase II-specific. The transcript is spliced from 5 exons. The coding region runs from base 1967 to 3598 and encodes 543 amino acids.